UGGUUGGGGUGGUGUUCCCAUGUUAGGAUAUACCUGUGAUGAAUUGUUGAGUGGUGCUGAAAAAAGUCCAAGACAUUCUCGGAUUUCGGUUGGUUGUGUUCAAAUCAACAUUCUCGAAGAAGAACGUCAUCGCACAACAGUCGUCAGAAACGAUGAAACGUUAUUCUAGGGCACUGACGACUAAGAGAAGUGUUGUGUUUACUGAAAAUACUUCAAAAUAAGGGUAGUAUACUUUAUAGCAGUGCAAAAGGACAGUAUGAAAACUAUUCACUCGAGAAAUUCAAAUUGUUUCUUUGUGUGACAGACGUAUUCCUUUUGCAUGACUAUUCGGUACCCGGUGGUAUCUAAACAAACGUCACAGAACAGCCUUAAAAGGCACGCAACGAAUACAAGACAAACUGCUGUACAUGCAAGUCCAGGAUAUACGUCCGUUGUCUGGUGUUACAGCGUUGUUUGUCAACGAUAUUAUUAGUGGGAUAUUACAGUAUAGCACGAUCCAACUGGUGUUAUCUCUACUGACAAUCAGCCAUGUUACGCCAUCAUCAAGGAUUGAUGAAUACAUGUACCCCUUUGUACCCUGUCAAUGAAGCACAUGUAUGGUGACAGCUAUACCUGCGAUUUGUUUUUCCGGGUAAACGCCAAGAGGUAUAGCUUCCUGCUAGGCACCAACAAUAAGAUACAGUUACAAUAACAUAGAAAACUGUGGUCAUCCGCAUGAUUUAUAGUAUUGUUCCUUACAGAGUACGAUCCUGUGACAGCUCCAUAUGAACUUAAACCUUUUACUGGUAGAUUUGCCUCUAUCACGGAAGUCGGACAUCAAAGUGCAUAUCGAUAGUUCCGUGUUUCCCAAUGUAAUACAUGCACUCUGGUCGUCGGGAGAGGUUGAUAUCGUGUUAUAUCACACGGCUGAGACAGCCAAUGGAGGCUUCUGUAGACGUUCGAGGAAGUUAUUGUAAUUGGAAGCGGAAAUCAUAUAAUCAAACAGCGCUAUUACUUUUAUUGUCCUUUGAUAGCUGCGUGGUAUGAUUGUUCGUUUAACAGCAGUUGUACUUGAACAGGUGCUUUCUCUUAUUAUCGAUCCCCACCAAUCGGCAAUACGAAGUCUUGGUUUGCUAAGGGAUUGGAGGAUUUCGAGUGGGCCCUUUUCACGUUAACAUGAUGGAGACAUUUACUCCAGGAACAAUGCAGAUGUCAUUGACAAGCAGAUGGUCUGUUGUGUAGUAAUAAUCUCUGAUAAGGUCAACGUACAAAUAUUGUACUCCACUUAUUGAUGGUAUGGCUGUAAUCCGGGACAUUAGAUAAGAAAUAUUGACUAUAAUGACUAUGAGUUAUUCACGCCAUCUUCGGAGACCAAGAGACCAGAGGGUACACUGUUCGUCCUCUGGUGGCAGAUCGUCAUCAAAGUCUAAGGCUGUGACAUUUGAAAAUGAUAUUGGACGUGACCUUGAAACAUGGCGCCUACUGUGGCAGAAACUUCUUCAGCAAAGGCGUAUGCAGAAGAUGGUGGACACCGUCAUGGAGUCGCAACGCUUCUACGAAGACUACGCCCGCCAGAGAGACAAGGAAGCGGAGGAAUACAGAGAAAAAGACCCACCUCCAAUAUUCAACAAACGUCUGUUUGUCUCCUCCGGAAAUGUCGUCAUCACGAACGAAGCGAGAAAAAUAAUGUCACGUAAUGGACGCGCAAGACCAAACUGCGAACCGGAACAGCUCACGAAAUCAGAUUUAAUGGUCAUGCGCAGUGUGGUAGAAGGUUUAAAACUCGUACACAAAGGUCACGACUAUGUCAAGGACGCAUUGAGCCACGUGAUAACGUUUGAAACGUAUGGGGCGUUUCAGUACAUCGUGAAGCGACCAUACGAGGAUUGUUUGUCGUGCUAUUACAUUCUCCAGGGAGGUGUGGAAGUGACGUAUGACAUGAAAAUGGCGGAGACACGGAGUGUUUACCAGCCCAACAUCAUCUACAAUCAUGGUACGGGUGAGUUCCUUGGUUUGGUGUCGCCCGAAGGACUGAGCGAGGAUAUGUCACCUCCCGCUACUGUCUAUACGAAGGAGAGGUGCGAGUUUCUCAGGAUAGACAGACAAAAGUUUCAUUCCAUUGUGGAGAAGUACUCAGACUUGUAUGAUGAAGAAAAACGAGAAUUCAUGUCACGUGGUCACUGUGUCCUAUCGCGCAUGCCCGAAGAAUCGAAAGAAAAGAUACUGGAUAAGAUUUACCGGCAGGACUUCGCACCUAAUCGUCAAGUCAUAGCACAAGGGGAAUCGUCGGAUUUCAUCUUCUUCGUGUAUUCUGGUCGGUGUCAGCUAUAUAAAGAGGUGUACGUCCCGGAAGCUGGUCAGAAGUCAAAUUUCCUUUUAAAAUCUUGUGAAGAAGGGAGUUUCUUCGGCGAAGAGUGCAUCCUCGAUAAGACAGGGAGUUACUGCACCGCUACAACAGCCUCGCAUACCGCCAUCUUCAAGGUACACAAGUCAGCGUUUGAAAUAGUCAGCAAAGAUCAUCUUCAUAAUCUCAUAGAACAACAUCGUAACGACUACCCCGACGAGCACGAUCUGCGUGAACGUGGCUACACUAUACAUACAUGGAAUGACUUCAAACACAAGGCUGUCAGACAGUGUCUGGAAGAACGGGGGCAUUUGAAGUACAUGUACGCACGCGACCCGCGCAUUGUGCGCACAAGACCACCGACAGCAUGUGAGAGGAACAAAGAAAACAUGUAUCGGUUCAUGGCGAAAGGUGGACGAUACGAACCAAUGCGCGUGCGUGAAAUCACAUCUCACCCUACUUCCGGUUCCUCCUCACGUGCAUCUUCCCGCCCUCGCACUGCCAUCGGCCUUCGCUACAACACACCCCUCUCCAACCGAAGCGUGGACGCACGAGAUAAGGAACUGAUAGAUGACGACCCUGACACUGUGGACAACGUGCGACUGAGUGGCUCCAUCACGCAGAUGCCAUCUGACAUGGCACGUGUACUCGCAAAGCAUGUAGGGAAGCAAAUGUCAAAAGACCAGAUUCAGCAGAUACUGCGGGAAGGAGACUGUGGAGUGCUACUGAAAUUACUGGAUGAGAGCAGUGAAGUGGGGAGACAACUCCGUAUGGCCAUAGAAGCACCUUCGGGAAAAGAGGGAUUUACAAAGACGACCGUUUUGAUGACAAUGAAGACGGAUGACAUUGUGAGGAAGGCGAAAGAGCUGGCCGAAAGCAAGGGCGAUAACCCCAGACAUGAAAUAGAAGAUGGCGGCCAAGAAUGGAACACUGUCCUCCAUGAAGAAAACAAACACGCUAAAGCCCAGAUAGCAGCAGACCGGUUCCGAGUCGCGCAUCUCUCACGGAAGAUGAAAGCCCUUACCAAGAGACGGAGGCUCUCAAACAGAAGCUUGCGCCCCAGCAGACGACAGAACCGCCGCCAGAGAAGCCACCCAAGACGUUCAUCCUGGACAAGAUACAACAGGAUUACCAGGGCCUCCAUCCAGAGGAAGCCAAGAAGAAGACCGAAACAAUUGGAUUGACCGCCCUUUUCCUGGCCCGGAACCUCUCUAGGAGACACCGCCAAUCUUCCGACACAAGUUUACUGAAAGCUUCCGGCGAGCGUAGGAACGAGGCUGUUGAAACGCUUGCAAAGCACGACAGCAAACGACCAGUGAGCGCCCCAACAUCUAUUUCCCUGACAGGGCACACGGCAGUGCGUGAUCUCCGGAUCAAAUCGAAACCAGACACUGACUUAGCAAAGGGGAGACAGUCCGGACUGACACGUGAUCAGCUCAAACCACCAAUGGUGGUCCGAAAAACCAAAACAGAACAAACAAGAAUGGCACCACGUUCUGCGCAGCUCGGACCGAGACAGUUCCUGUCCUAGCACGAUUAAACCCGGAUGAAGAACAAUUCUUGGCUGUAUUACUGCCAUUUCACCUCCAUUGACGCCACUUUCUGAGCGGAAGAUGUAAUGUUAAUACCUUAAUUCUUCCCUUCCACAACAUCGUCAUUAGGUCAUUACACCCUGUCCAGUCAGAUUCACUGAAUUCAGAUUCAAUUAGGCAGCCCCAACUGAAAUUCACAAAGUCACAUCUUCAAGAUGAAAUCAUCCGGGACUUGUCAAGUGUGUGUUAAAACGAGGCGAUUGUACACUGAAAUGAAUGUGGCAAUCCCAGUCUUUUUGAGGAGACCAACCCUCCUUUAAAGAUCAAACCGCCAUCGGGACUUUAGUGGCGUGUGUGGUCUCGUAACAGUCUGCAGUUAUCUCAUCUUGGAUUCCACAAACUCCAUCAACCAAUCAGGAGCAACCUUUACAUUGAUGCCGGGGGCGAAAUCUUCGUGUCAGUCGGACGAUAAACGACAGAGUUGAUUAAAAUUUCUCAUCAUAAUAUUUAAUAAAAAGCAAAGUAUGGAGACAAAUGUGUCAUGGAGUGUGGUAAGUGUUUACCAUGUGGAGGUAUUCAAACCUGGACUGUUCAAGGUCAAGUCAAAUAUUGUUGAUGGUAUCACUUGCGAAAAUAAACGAUCAUAAUAUCAGAAACUGUUUUAACAAAUGUAGUGAUUCUUUACAUAGAUAUUUGUUACCAUAUUGGAGCUCUAAAGAUAGGGGGCGGCCUAGUGGUCAAAGUGUUCGUUCACGCCGAAGAGUGGCGGUUUGAUUCCCCAUAUAGGGAAGUCUACUUCUGGUGCCGCCCGCCAUGAUAUUGCAGGUAUAUUGCUAAAGGUGGUCUAAAAUCCAAGUCACUCUCAAGUUCAUAUCCAUAUUUGCUAUUGUCUGACGAACAACCAUUUUACAAUAUUCGAACAAUAGACACA
This is a messenger RNA of Haliotis rubra (blacklip abalone), 4786 nucleotides long. RefSeq lists its product as uncharacterized. The record is from RefSeq and is a predicted model, not a curated record. Bases 1318 to 3507 code for a protein of 729 amino acids. The transcript is spliced from 15 exons. NCBI's taxonomy places the organism in Eukaryota, Metazoa, Mollusca, Gastropoda, Lepetellida, Haliotidae.